UUAGCUUUUAUUGUAAUCGAAUUAUUUUAAUAGUAUUUAUAGCUCAAAUAGGUACUGACAAAUUUACUUAAAUUGAACAUAUUGAUGUACAGUAUUUAUUUAAUAACAAGUGUUGCUUUAUACUCCGUAUGAUAACGGCAUUGUUGCGGUUAUUUUGCUAUUAAGUUUUUUUCUAACGCAUCUUUGUUUUUCUAUGGUUUGUCUUUGGUUUACUGUUGAGCGAAGGUAAUGCCUCGGCGGGAGGAGGAGGAGGAACAGGAGGUGUGGGAGGACUUCAGGCGCGGAGCAGAUCUCCACCAGAAGCGCAGGGCGCACAGAGUCAGCACAGCGACCCAUUCCAAUCUGCCUCGGAUUAACGCUGAUUUUUAAAGACCUCUUUUGCAUUAGUUUUCAAAGUUUUAAUAUUUAAUGUUCUGGUUGAUUUGGAGGACUAUGUAUGUGCGGUUCUCCAGGUGCAUUUGUCUCUUUUUGUCCUGCGUGCUGCUGGAACCUGUGUACUCAGCGCAGAGCUCGAUGUGUGACCUCAUUCUGGAAAUAGACAAGGAGAGAGCCAUGUGCCACACUCAGAUUGACAACAAUACAACAGGCUGCAAUAUCACAUGGGACAAGAUCACCUGCUGGCCCCCUGCUGACAUUGGAGAGGAGGUUACCAUCCCAUGCCCCGAGUAUCUCUUCUACUUAACCAGCAAUGCUCCUCCUCGUAAUCUAUCAAAGAUCUGCACUGUGCACGGCUGGCCCCCAAGCAGCCUAGACUCUUAUAUAAUGGAGUGCGGCUACAAUCCCAACAACACGGUGGAAGAAAACAUGGAAGAAUUUUACAGCACCAUCAAAGUUGGCUACACAGUCGGUCACAGCGUUUCCCUUAUUUCUCUGAUGGUUGCCAUCAUCAUACUGUGUCUCUUUCGGAAGCUUCACUGCACAAGAAACUAUAUCCACAUGCAUCUGUUUGUGUCUCUCAUCCUCAAAGCCGUCACUGUUUUUAUAAAAGACGUGGUUCUGUAUGAGGUCGGUGAGACAGAAAACUGCCAGCCAACAGUGGGCUGCAAGGCAGUAGUGGUCUUCUUCCAGUAUGGAGUCAUGGCAAGUUACUUCUGGCUGCUGGUAGAGGGCCUCUACCUUCACGCCCUGUUGGCAGUCUCCUUCUUCUCUGAGAGGAAGUACUUUUGGUGGUACAUUUUGAUUGGCUGGGGGGCUCCAACUAUCUUCAUCUCUGCAUGGGUGGUUACAAAAGCUUAUUUAAAUCAUCCUGGAUGCUGGGAAAUAAUUGAUGACGCCCCAUGGUGGAUCAUCAAAACACCCAUUUUAGUCGCCAUACUUAUGAACUUUUUCCUCUUCAUUUGCAUAAUUCGGAUCCUGCGGCAAAAAAUGAAUUGUCCUGACAUCGGAAGGAAGGAAUCCAACCAGUACUCGAGACUGGCUAAAUCUACCCUGUUGUUGAUACCUCUUUUUGGGAUAAACUACAUAAUAUUUGCCUUUAUCCCCGACCACAUCCAUUCACAGCUCAGGAUGGUGUUUGAUCUUGUUCUGGGAUCCUUUCAGGGCUUUGUUGUUGCAGUCCUGUACUGCUUCCUGAAUGGAGAGGUGCAGUCCGAGGUUAAGCGCAAGUGGCGCAGGUGGAUGCUGCAGAGGUUCCUUGGCACUGACAAGUACCAGCAGCCCUCCAUUGGGAGCAAUGGCAACAAUUUUAGCACCCAGAUCACCUUGUUGACCAAAUGCAGCCCCACCACGCGACGGGUUUCGACCUGCCAGGAGCACCUUUCUGCAAUCUGAAACCCACCGAACGCUGACUCCCUUCUGUUUUUAUUAUCAUUUAAUGACUAUGUGACUCACAUGUACUGUUACCAUACACUGAGUGUACUAAGUCCAUGAUAAUCCUAAAGUGGAUUUUUUUUGUUGUAAUCUUAUAUGCUAGCUGUAAAAAGAAACAGGUGCUCAGUGUUUUUCUCUACAUAGCACAGUCAUCUGACACCUUCGACAACACUUUCUUAUUAAUGAAAUGUUUGCAAAGAAGGAAAGCUUCUAUUUUUACAGCUUUGAUCAGGGAGACAUUUCACUGUACUGCAGCAUGACAAAUUAUGUCCACUGGGUUGCCAGCUUUUCAGUGGAUCAUGAAUUGAGACUUUUGAAAGAAAGAAAGUAGGAUGUUCCUUUCUUAUUUCAAAAUAAGUCUCAUUUAAAAAGCACACAAAAAAUAGUGAAUGUCCAAGUUCCACAAUGUCACAGUAGGUUUGGGGACAGACAGUUCAUAAUGAGAAUAAUUGUAAACAAGGAGAGCUGAAACACAAAACUACGUGAUUUGUUGCCUUUGGUAAACACUGUUCUGGACAAGCAACUUCAGACAGAUUCUGCUGUGGAGUUUGAAUCAUUUUCAUCUAAUCAGUAGUAAUUCUUCAUGGAGAAAUAAAACUCAGACAGAGGAAGCACUCCAACCAUGUUUAAGCCACAAAAUGACUGCUAAUCCACAAGCUAUGCUGGAUGCUAGCAGUGGAUGUAGGGGCCAAAACAAGUGGUGACAGGAAUAAUGGUCGGCUUCACAACUUAAACUGGUAUGAAUCUACAUUAUUUUUUAUGUUUUACAUUUGAUUGAUUUCUGUGCAUUUCAGCUCUCGUAAUUUGCCAUUUUGGCUGCCAUCGCCCGAGUUAUGUGACACACCACCACAGCUGACAUACAGAUUACAUACAAAUCCACUGCUAUGUACUUUAAACACUCUACAAAGUGCAUAAACAGAGGUGAGGACCUAUUUUUAUGACUUGUGCAUAACUGCCUUUUAAUCAUAAUAGUGGUUAUAUGAAUCUUGUCUGUAGUGCACUCUAAACUGCCUGCCAAGAUGGUAAAAUUUCAAAAUUUCUACUGUGUUUAGAAUAAUCUGUGACAAACAGUAGAGUGGGAUUUCUAUGAGUCGUGUGAGAAAUAGUGAAAAACUGUUGAGUCUCACUCCAGAAGAGUGAGAGUUGUCAAAAAGGCCAAGCAAACACGUAUGUGGAGAAGUUAAUCUGGACUCACUGUUGACAAGAGCAACACUGGCUACAGUAUGCUAACAUGCUAACAAAGGCAGGAUGGCCUUUCUAGCUACUCUGUACUUAAGAGGAACUUUGUUGUCACUUGUCACAUUACGCUAAACAACUGAUGGCUAAAUCCAGAAACAAGCUACAUCCAAAGAGAAGCGAGAGGUUUGUUUGGCAACCACUUAACCUAAUGGCUUGUGUUGCAAAGGGGACAAAAUGUAUGGACUUUGUUGAUAGAAGUCCAUUGCACAACCAGUGCACUGGAUGUGCCUAUCCUGUCUGUGACAGUUUUAUACAGGCCAUACACUCAGCUGAAUUAUUGCCGGAUAACAUUCCAGAGAAGAAAUGGAACUCUGGCUUGUGAGACUUUGGUCAGAUAAGAGAAGCUUUUAGUUUUCACUAAGUGCACAUUCUGGAGCAGAUAGAGCAGAUGUAUUACAUCAGUUCUCAAUACAGUGAAUAUACUAUAUGUGGAAGCUAUCUUCUGUUGUGUGGACUGCAUGGAUAAAUGACUUGAUUGUAUUAAUAUUCUAUACUGUUACCAUAAGCAGGUAAAUGUUUUCACUAAUAGCUGUGUAUGUUAGCAAUGAGAAGAUAAAUUGUCAUAUUCUCAUCAGUUCAUGGUUUCCUGAGGAUAAGUCAUUUACGAUAAUGUAAAUGCCUUUUUUCAAUUUCAUUAUGAUUAGUUUUAUUAUGAUGUUUUAAUAUUUUAUUAUUUCAGGUCAAGUUUCUAAACAACUCCCCUUAUAAGAGUGUUAGUACCCUCUGAACAUUUCCACAUUUUGUCACAUUACAACCACAAACAUCAAUGUAAUUCACUGGCAUUGCAUUUUAAAGACCAAAACAAAGCAGUGAUUGUGCAGAGGACAGAAAAUACAAAUAAAAACCGGAAAAUUGUGAAAAACCUUUGCA
Girardinichthys multiradiatus is the source of this 3918-nucleotide messenger RNA. RefSeq names its product vasoactive intestinal polypeptide receptor-like. The record is from RefSeq and is a predicted model, not a curated record. Gene Ontology annotation, biological process: adenylate cyclase-modulating G protein-coupled receptor signaling pathway; cell surface receptor signaling pathway. Lineage: Eukaryota; Metazoa; Chordata; Actinopteri; Cyprinodontiformes; Goodeidae. Gene Ontology annotation, molecular function: peptide hormone binding; vasoactive intestinal polypeptide receptor activity; G protein-coupled peptide receptor activity. The coding region runs from base 409 to 1770 and encodes 453 amino acids. The transcript is spliced from 13 exons. Gene Ontology annotation, cellular component: plasma membrane.